This is a messenger RNA of Humulus lupulus (European hop), 761 nucleotides long. Its product is annotated as bifunctional bis(5'-adenosyl)-triphosphatase/adenylylsulfatase FHIT-like. The record is from RefSeq and is a predicted model, not a curated record. NCBI's taxonomy places the organism in Eukaryota, Viridiplantae, Streptophyta, Magnoliopsida, Rosales, Cannabaceae. The coding region runs from base 28 to 555 and encodes 175 amino acids. The transcript is spliced from 4 exons. Gene Ontology annotation, molecular function: catalytic activity.
AAAUGAUAAAACUGAUCAUAAACUCAAAUGAGUCAAUUCUCAUCUUCAUUUUUCAUCACAGUGACCAAUAAAAUGGCUAUGGAGAUCGAGAGUUUCUAUACCUUUGGGCCUCACAAGAUUAGCAGCAAAGAUGUCUUUUACACGACCCACCUAUCCUUUGCCUUUGUCAAUCUCCGUCCUGUUCUUCCGGGUCAUGUUCUUGUGUGCCCACUACGUGAAGUGAAACGCUUUGCUGAUCUAACUACUGAUGAGACCAACGAUUUAUGGACCGCAGCUCAUAAAAUCUCUGGUCCGCUCCAGAGCUACCACAAAGCACCAUCCCUCACAUUCACAAUACAAGAUGGAACCCAAGCAGGACAAAGUGUACCCCAUGUUCACAUCCAUAUUGUUCCACAGAAAGUUAGUGAUUACCAGAAGAAUGAUGAUAUAAAUGAAGCUAUUGAUGACAGUGAUAAGAAACUUAAGCAAAAGGUCGAUUCAGACAUUGAAUGGAAGGACAGAAGUCCUGAGGAUAGGGCUCAAGAAGCAGAAGAAUAUAGAAAGUUUUUCUUGUAGUCUUUACAAUUGCAGCAUUGCCUGUGGUGCUUAUGUUUUUCUGUGACUAUUACGAGUCUACACUUUUACAAUUUUUCUUGUUGAAUUUGUUGAGUGAAUAUCUAGUACAGACGAGUUCAAACUGAGGUGUUUUAUUCUACUGCUUUCAAUGAAUGUGAUAGAAGGGACUAUGAGAGAAUUUAGAAAGCCAAUUCUCUUUAUACCAA